Messenger RNA from Diachasmimorpha longicaudata, 2407 nucleotides. RefSeq lists its product as uncharacterized. The record is from RefSeq and is a predicted model, not a curated record. The transcript has 4 exons. Lineage: Eukaryota; Metazoa; Arthropoda; Insecta; Hymenoptera; Braconidae. Bases 1 to 1956 code for a protein of 651 amino acids.
AUGGAAGACGCAAAAAGUGAAAAAUCAGUGACAAUGGAGGAGCAGGCGCCCCAGGAUUCGUCUUCGUGGGGUGAAUGGACCAUAAUUCACGAUGACAGGCAGAAAAAUACUGACAAUACGGUUCUAGACCCUCCGGAAGCGAAACCCACGGCCACUGGAGAGGACGAUGAACAGGAAGAGUGUCACGUCGUCGAGGAAGCACGUGAGGUGAUUGAGGAGAUAGACCCAGCCAGUUUGGAGUCUUCUGAUGUACCUGCAUCUCCACGUGAAGAACAUUCUGAUGGAAUUUCUGUCAUCACUGACAGCGAUGAGAUUAGGCGAGAGGCUUUGAAAAUCGUUCGGCCUGUUGAACAAACAAUUCCAAGGUUCGGUCUUCACGCGAAUUUCAUCGCAGCGUGUUGUCUGGCUGUUGCUAUUGGAUUUGGUAUUGGCUGCGUCGUUGGCACAGGAAAGACACAGCUUCCAUCGCCCUCCAUUCAAGUGCCACCGAGACCGUCUUUCCCACGACUCGAAGAGUCACAUGUUGAUGUACCGGGGGAUGUGUCCAUCAGCAUUGAAUCCGAGCCAUAUAACCCCACCCUGAGUGCCCCAAACAUACCAGAUCCAGAGUCCAAACGACACGAUCUGUUACAGGACUUGGGGAAUGCAAAAGACCAUAAUCUUCAGGCUGGAAAAUUCGAGCAGAUUCCCAAGUUUAAGAACUCUCUUCAGAAACUAAAAUUAUCCUUAGAUACGCUAUGUUCGCUGAUAAACAAAAAUCAGCGAACGAAUUACGAGAACAUCUGCACCAAAAAUUCCAAAAUUUUUGAGGUCAUCGAGCUGAAGGACACGGUUGAGUACAUUGUCAACGAGUUCGGCUACAGGGAGGACGUCUCGAUGAAGAAAUUCAUCGAGGGAAUGGACUCGAAGAUCGAGACGAUGGUGACGUCGUUCCUGGAUCGCUUUUCGAAGAUUGUGGAGAAGAUGCGGGGGAAGCUCUAUCAGAGAAUUUGCCUGAUCAGAAAUACGUACGACAAGGAAGCCAAGAUCCAGGAAAUUCUGGAUCAGAGAUCAAUAUCUCUAGAGAACUGCAACCAUUCGUCGCCCAAAGCCCCGAAUCCGGAGAAGAAGAGGAGAAUGAGCAAGAGGGAGGAGCGAGGAGUUGAUGACGGAAUUCCGGAGGAAAUGAGCGAACUGGAGUCCUGGGAAAUUGGGGAGGAGAGCACCGAAGCUCAUGAGAGUAAGAAAAAUAAGGGGAAGAAACAGGAGGCCCAGGAGGCUCCACAAAAGAGGCAGCACGGCUCCAGCAAAGAGGGUUCGAGUGAUAAUUCAAAGAACAAAAAUAAUUUCCAAAAAUUUAAGCCAAGGGAAGAGUCCAAUGAGAAUUCAAACGAGCAGAAGAAUUUUAAGGAGUUUAAAUUUAAUUAUCGCGAGUCCAACGACGACUUUAGGAAAUUAAAACCUCAUUAUCGAGAGUCAAGUGGAUAUUCAAAGGAGCAAAAGGAUUUCCAUUCGUCGGAAGAAAGGAAUAAUCCGUCAAAGUUGAAGAAGAAGUACUCUACACAGUGGGGAGGGUCUAACGAAAAUUCUUCGGAGGAAAAUGUUCCUUCGGAGCAGCAAAAGGAAAAUAAAAAUGGAAAUAGGAAUGAUUUCAAGCCUUUGAAGAAAUAUGGAACGUCCAAGGGUGAGCCAAAGGAGAAUUUUGUGGAGAAGAAACAUGGAAAUAAUUACGAAUCUCUUAAUGAACAUGAGAACAGAGCAACAGGACAGAAUGAGAAGGUCUGUUACUCGAAGAAGUGCUCGAAACCCUACGAUACUGACGAGAAAUAUUCUCGAAAGGGAAAUGGGAAGAAUGGACAGUGGCAAUUCGAAAGGGCUCAAGGCAGAAGGAAAUAUCGUUCUGACGAGGAUGACGGACACGGGGUGUGGUACGACGACCGUGCGAAGGGUCGAGAACGCGCAAGACAUGGAUUCUAACGACUAUUAUACAUAAACAAAAAUUCCUCUCACGAUUUUUAAUUAAUUUGAGAUUCCAAAAAAAACGAUUAAAUCCGCACGUUUCAAUAAAAGAUUUUCAGAAAAUCUUGGACUGGAAUCUGCAGAUUAUAAAUUUAAAAAAUCGAUUUCUUCACUUGAAAAUCUCAAAUUCAUGAAUUCUAGGGUAGGAUGAGAAAUCUCAAAAUGAACGUUUUCUUAGUGGUGUAAUUUUCUUUUAUAUCUAACGUAUAUUGCUAAAGUUUUCUGAAAUGUGGGCGGAAAGUAUUUUUUUUUCUCUCUAAUACUUAAGCUGUGGAGAUUGGAUCUCUGUAUUUUAGAGAGUGGUAGGGUCAUUGAGGACUUGAUUUUUACCAAAUUGACUGGCUGUACUGUCGACAAUAGCGACGAGUGAUAUUGAGUAUUCAAAUAAAGAUGUGGUAUCUCUUAGUUA